Messenger RNA from Lactuca sativa (garden lettuce), 626 nucleotides. RefSeq lists its product as uncharacterized. Lineage: Eukaryota; Viridiplantae; Streptophyta; Magnoliopsida; Asterales; Asteraceae. Gene Ontology annotation, biological process: mitochondrial translation. Gene Ontology annotation, molecular function: structural constituent of ribosome. The record is from RefSeq and is a predicted model, not a curated record.
UUUCUUUUCGUUUUCUAUUUUUUAAUUUUCCCCAAGAAAACCUCUGUUCCAGUCUCAGCUGCAUCUGCUAUCCGCUCACCUCUCGCCGCCUCCACCAUACGCCGUUGAAGCUCUCCGACAAACGGCUUUGUCUAUUCCACCUGAAGGUUCAGAUCAUUAUUAUCAUCAGAGUGUAAAGAUGGGGAGAAAAGCUGGUGAGCUGCAUAUAAACGCAAAGAAGUUUGGUGGACUUUCAAAACCAUGUAUGAAAGAUAUGAUUACAUUUCUUGGGUGUUUGUCACUUAAUCAUAACUCUGAUGAAAAAUGCACUCGUCAACGACAACUACUAGACACCUGUUUGGAAUCACAGAGUGGCAAAAAAAGAAAACCUUGGGGAACCCUCAAUUAUCACUUGCAGAGGCUCAACAGAGGGAGGAAGUAGUAGUAACUUAAAGCAUUGCAUUGCAGAGAUUAGAUUAUUCGCAUGUUUGAUAGAUAACUUACCUUUAUUUUUGCUUUAAUUACCGAUUUUGAUUGAUUAUCAUAAAAUGCAAGUAUCGUAUUUACUUCUUUACUUUAAUCAAUAUAACGUGUAUGGUAUGAUGUAUUGUUUGCAUAUGUAUCAAUAUAUGAUGUGUGUGUAAUGA